Molecule: messenger RNA, 2609 nt
Organism: Dromiciops gliroides (monito del monte)
Lineage: Eukaryota; Metazoa; Chordata; Mammalia; Microbiotheria; Microbiotheriidae
Gene: EFNB3
Product: ephrin B3
Exons: 5
Coding region: 495-1520 (341 amino acids)
Biological process (GO): axon guidance; ephrin receptor signaling pathway
Cellular component (GO): plasma membrane
Molecular function (GO): ephrin receptor binding
Source: RefSeq, a predicted model, not a curated record
CUCCCCUAGCCUGCUGCCCUCAGUCCCCAGCUAGGCUAGGGCUCCAGCUCCAUUCCCUCCCUCCGGCACCCCCAUGCCUUCCCUGCCUGGCCCCCCACUUCCUCAGCCUCCCCUAGCCUCUCACUAGGCCCCCUCAAAAAUCCCGGGGUGCUGAAGUGUGGGCAGGGGUGUGUGUGUGUAUAUGUGUGUGUAUGUGUGUGUAUGUGUGUUUGUCUGUGUGUGUGUGCAUGUAUGUGUAGAAUCUGCAGGCGGAUUGGGGGGGCCCUGGAAUCUCGUGGGGUUGAGCAUUGUAAGGAAGGGGGUUGGAGAAGAGUAGGGUAAGGGGAAAUUGGAGGUGGGGCAGGCAAUCAAAGGGAAAACCGGGAAGCGUGAGCAGUAUAGGUCAGAGACUGGAAGGAGGGGGGUUGUGAGACCCCUGUGGGGUGGCCCAGGCUGUGUGUGGCUUUGGGGGAAGUUGGUGCCUCCACCCCCCCAGGCCUUGGCAGGGGGGGGUAAUGGGGGCCCUCCAUCCUGGGCUGGGGGGCGUGAGAGUCGGGGGGCUGCUGCUGGGCCUCUUGGGGCUGGUGUCGGGGCUUAGCCUGGAACCUGUCUACUGGAACUCGGCGAAUAAGAGGUUCCAGGCAGAAGGUGGCUAUGUGCUCUACCCCCAAAUUGGGGACCGACUAGACCUGCUCUGUCCCCGGGCCCGGCCCCCUGGCCCACAUUCAUCCCUGGACUAUGAGUUCUACAAGCUGUACCUGGUUGGAGGAGCCCAGGGCCGGCGCUGUGAGGCCCCUCCAUCCCGUAAACUGCUCUUGACCUGUGACCAGCCUGAUGUGGAUCUUCGAUUCACCAUCAAGUUCCAGGAGUACAGCCCCAACCUGUGGGGACAUGAAUUCCGUUCACACCAUGACUACUAUAUCAUUGCCACAUCAGAUGGUACCCGAGAGGGCCUGGAGAGUCUUCAGGGUGGAGUCUGCCUGACCAGGGGGAUGAGGGUACUUCUCCGUGUGGGACAGAGUCCACGAGGGGGGACAGCUCCUCGAAAACCCGUCUCUCAGAUGCCAAUCGAGAAGGACCGAGGGGCAGCACACCGCCUGGAUCCCAGCAAAGAGAAUAUAGCAGGUGAUCCCUCCAGUAAUGCAACUUCUCGGGGUACAGAGGGCCCUCUUCCUCCCCCUAGCAUACCAGCAGUGGCUGGGGCAGCUGGGGGCCUGGCCCUGCUCCUCCUGGGUGUGGCAGGGGCAGGGGGUGCCAUGUGUUGGCGAAGACGGCGGGCCAAGCCUUCCGAGAGUCGACAUCCUGGACCGGGCUCUCUGGGGAGGGGAGGAUCUGUGGGACUUGGGGGUGGGGGAGCAGGAGGAGUAGGUCACCGGGAUACCGAGCCUGGGGAGUUGGGGAUCCCUUUGAGGGGUAGUGGGGCUACAGAUGCCCCCUUCUGUCCUCACUAUGAGAAGGUGAGUGGUGACUAUGGACAUCCUGUAUACAUCGUGCAAGAUGGGCCACCUCAGAGCCCUCCAAACAUUUACUACAAGGUGUGACGGGGCCCCCCACACACUCACAAAACUUGGGUUUCCCAGAGACAUCCUCGGGAUGCCCUGCAGUCUCAAUUGCGGUUUGAGGGAAUUCCUUCUUCCCCAGUACUUCUCUUUGAACCCCAAUCUGCUGCCCCUUCAUUCUUCUGACCAUCUCCCUAAGUUUCCAGGACCCCUUAAAAGAUCCUCCCAUCAAAUUUCUGCUCCCUGUCCCUCCCCCCUCCCUGCCCCCCAUAAGCCAUUGUCUAUCCUCCAGUUUGUGGUCCUGCUUUCCGCCUGACUACAGUGAGGAUAGAAGCAGAGACAUCAUCCUGCUCUGCCUUGGUAUCAUUACUGUAGGUGCUUGCCUCACCUUCUUGGUGGGGGCAGAAUCUCAAGUCUUUGGCAUUAGAUGUCUUUGUCUCCUCUCUGCAUAGUUUGUUUUCCUGUUAUUGUCUCUUCCUCUUUGUAUCUGUGCCUGUCUUUGCUAUCCCUCUCUUCUACCACUUUCUCUCUUAUAUAUCCCAUUCUUUCUGUCCUUUCAACUUCUCAUUUUCUCCCAUCUCCUGGGGGUGGGGCAGGGCCUUCGAUCUUGUUCCUCCUCCAUCCUUUAACCUCUCAAAUGGAGAGCUUCCCCACAGCUCUCCAAAGAUUUGGGGCCUUAAGGAGAAGGACCCAGUCUCCAGUCCACCUUCGGGGCAGACAGCAGUCUCUCCCCUCUCCCAAGGUCCACUCCCUCAAAUCCUCUACUCCCUUCAGCCAUUUAGUAUAACUUGGCAAAAUGGUGACUGCCUUUGGAGGAAGUGACUUAUUUUGCCUAAGAAGUGGCCAGGGCUGGGUGGGAAAUGACUGUUGCCAGGGCAAGAAAAGGAACUGUCCUGGAAAGGAAGCGACAAAGCCUGGCACUACAUUGAAUGGUCCUCUGCUGGAACAGACAAGAAAGGGACCCGCCUUGAUGGGCAUUGACAAAGCCUGAACAGAAAUGUUCCCUGAAUUGGCAGGAAGCAAUGCACUUGGAAUAGGAAGUGCCUUCAACCAGGAUCAGAAGGGACACUUCCAAUGGGGAAGUGUGGCUGGAACUGGAAGUGACACAAGCUGGGUGGGUGGGUGGGAAGC